UAUAAAUGGGCGACAAGAACAUGGAGCAUCAGAAACGCAAGCUUAACGGUUACUGUACGCCGCACUAUUUUCUACUUCACUUUGUUCAAGAUGUUGAAGGUUUGCAUAGUGUUCGCAGUUGUUGCUCUCUUUUUGACUACCCUUUCGGAAUCUAAGAAGCCAGUUGGUUGCUUUAACAAGGACGAGCUCAUGGACCACGCGGAGCACUUCAUAAUGAAGUAUCUACACCUGUCCCAUGGCCACAUGGUCCAGUCACUGGAUGACCCGAAUCCCCGGACUGCACUGAGCUGUUCCAACUUCAUCCUCCAGACAUCGUCAACGGAGUACCACAACCGUUCUGUAUCCCCCUGGCGGCACAGAAUUGACCAUGACGAGGAAAGAUAUCCAAGCAAGAUUGCUGUCGCCGAAUGCCUCUGUGAAGGUUGCAUUAUCAACGGGAAAGAGGACAUGAGCUAUAACUCGGUUCCGGUAAAACGAAGUCAGCUUGUGCUGAAAAGGGUCGAAUGUCCAAUAAAACCACAUUUAUAUUCAUUCGCAGUCAGUACCAUAAAGGUCCCCGUGGCGUGUACCUGUUUACGCCCGAUAAGCUCACAGUAGAAAAUCCAAUUAAGGGUUGUAUUCUAAAACCACCUGUAGUGACAAGUCUCACGUUAUGUUGUGUUUGUUGUAAAAUGCACCAGCGUUAUUGUGAUAACGCGGUUAUAAUUGCUUAUGGUCUUAAGCUACCAAUAAAUAAAUAGAUACACAUGGUUUUACAUGGAUUUAAGAAAAGACAAAACGAAAUUUUGUAAUCCAAUUAGCAGUUUAACAAAUGUUCUCAGUUGUUUAGGUUAUUGUGCUAAUUAUGUCUUUGUGUAUCAAAGUAUUUAUUUAUUUAUUUAUUUAUUGUGAUUCAUUUAUGAUGAGUAUAUAUACAGUGUAGACAUGCUGAGUUUAAAAAUGGUUGUGUGAUUUAUUUUGUAGGUACGCAUUUUUAUUUAUUUUAUUUAUUAUUUAUAGAUUUAUUUAACAUUUGACUAUUUAUUAGUAUGAUUAUGUAAUUGUAUUUAUUGAUUUUCUGAAAAUCUGCAGAAAAAGUGAAUCAAAUUGCAUGUACAAUGUUUUAACAUUUUUGCAAUAUUAAUACAGUUAAAUACAUUUAACUACAUUUAAAAAAUGUGUUAUCAUAUCCAGCUAAUCUCUUAGUUUUCCCUAAGUUUUUUGCUAGUUUGUAUUGUGUGCAAACCAUUCUCUCCAGCAGGUCUCCGCCUGUCUGUACUGUGUUUCAACUUGUUUUGUGUACCCUGACCUCCGCUUAUUGGAUUAUCCUUCUCCUUGAUUGUGCAUCACUUGUUACCGGACUUUGCUUUGUGUAUUGGAUUUGGAUCACAGUCUGUCCCUGUCCUGCCUGCCUCUCUGUGUUUGGAAAUUUGCC
Conger conger (European conger) is the source of this 1414-nucleotide messenger RNA. It is a transcript of the gene il17c, whose product is annotated as interleukin 17c. Gene Ontology annotation, biological process: inflammatory response. Gene Ontology annotation, molecular function: cytokine activity. The transcript is spliced from 3 exons. Lineage: Eukaryota; Metazoa; Chordata; Actinopteri; Anguilliformes; Congridae. The coding region runs from base 91 to 597 and encodes 168 amino acids. The record is from RefSeq and is a predicted model, not a curated record. Gene Ontology annotation, cellular component: extracellular region.